Messenger RNA from Funneliformis mosseae, 266 nucleotides. Lineage: Eukaryota; Fungi; Glomeromycota; Glomeromycetes; Glomerales; Glomeraceae. The record is from the annotation of a GenBank genome assembly.
AUGAAUCUUCCUUUUUUAAAACGAAAUAGCACACCACUGACAGAUAACGAAAAAUUGAUGAUAAUUAAUGUUCACAAUUACUUUAAGGGGGAUAAAUCUAUAAGGGAAAGCCUUCAGAAGCUACCAUUAUGCAAGCGGGUUGCUGAGAUAUUGGGUGUAUCUGAGGGUACAAUUGAAAGUGUUGUGUCAGAUUGGAACAGCUGUGGUAAUAAUACAUUUACACUACACAAAGUUCUUGGACGACCUAUAUUAAAACUUGAUGAAAU